AUGACGGGCGCAGCCCCCAUCAAGGCCGACACUUCGAUGCAGGAUGCACCGUCAGAUGCUCUUGCGAAGCCUCUCACUAACCGAAAACGUCAUUUCAAGCAUUUUGAAAUCGCGAGAUUGAGCUUUUAUAUCGCUGGAAUUCAAGAUGUCAGCACAAGCAAAGACAUAGAUGCGGCAAUGCAGCUUUGGCGGGCAUGUGUUAAUGAAACCAUUAAGGAAAAUAAAGAUUUUGCCUGGGUGGCAUAUUGUGGUGGACCCGGACGUAAAAUGGACCCGCACUCGCAGUACAUCGAAAUCUCGAUUUUGUUUGCAACUUUGCAGGCCAGGAAGUAUGGAAAGCGUUGGACCUCUUCCGAAUUGCAAGGUGCCGAGACACUUCCUGCUCAAACACAGCUUUUUGAUAGAUCAGCCGAUCGAGAGAGCUGUCGGAACAGCCACGAAUCUCCAGCACGUCUCAUAUUGAUCUGUGAAAUCUCAUUCUUCCGCUGGCAAAAGGAAAUCGACGUCGCCAACUCCUGGCGAGUCCCGGAUUGA
Hyaloscypha bicolor E is the source of this 534-nucleotide messenger RNA. RefSeq lists its product as uncharacterized. The record is from RefSeq and is a predicted model, not a curated record. Lineage: Eukaryota; Fungi; Ascomycota; Leotiomycetes; Helotiales; Hyaloscyphaceae. The transcript is spliced from 2 exons. The coding region runs from base 1 to 534 and encodes 177 amino acids.